UUCCAAUAAUGGCGGAGGAUCAGCCCCCACAGCCUGUUAAAACUGAUACAACCAACAGUACACCGGCAGAGGGAUAUGAUAAGAAAUGCAUUUUCUGUAGGAUUGUAAAUAAUGAAAUGGGAACGGAGCUUCUCCACAAUGAUGGAGAUCUUUCCUGUUUCAGGGAUAUUAAACCUGGAGCUCCACAUCAUUACUUAGUUGUCCCAAAUAAACAUGUUGGAAACUGCAAAUCUCUCAACAAGGAGCAUGUGCCUUUAGUGAAGCAAAUGGUUGAUGUCGGGAAGGAUGUACUCCAAAAAAACAGCGUAACAGAUCUCACUGAUGUCAGGUUUGGUUUUCAUUGGCCCCCGUUCUGUUCUGUUACACACUUACACCUUCAUGUCCUGGCACCAGUCAGCCAAAUGGGCUUCAUGUCCCGCCUCAUCUAUAGACUUAACUCCUACUGGUUUGUCACGGCAGAUCAGCUGAUUGAGCUUCUCAACACUAAAGCAGAGACGAACUGAAGCACCAGGAUCUGUUUUUGUCUUCUCAUUGGAUUUUUUUUAAUAAAGUAACUUCAAUCAACCUUCCUGGAGCUGACAUGUUGGGUGACAGAGGAGUUAAAAUGUUUUCUGCUUUGGCCAAACUUAAAGGGAAUGUUUUAUUUUAGAUGCCUCUACUACAUCAUAAAGACACUCAGGGUAACAAAGGAAGGCAAAUAUUUCUCGGUUUCUUCAGAAGCUGCUAAAAAGUUUUCCCUGGAAACAACAUGGUAUUAAAACUCUUUGG
This is a messenger RNA of Cyprinodon tularosa, 768 nucleotides long. It is a transcript of the gene hint3, whose product is annotated as histidine triad nucleotide binding protein 3. Lineage: Eukaryota; Metazoa; Chordata; Actinopteri; Cyprinodontiformes; Cyprinodontidae. The record is from RefSeq and is a predicted model, not a curated record. Gene Ontology annotation, molecular function: catalytic activity. The transcript has 5 exons. Bases 9 to 503 code for a protein of 164 amino acids.